GUGCCCCCCCACUAUAGAUAAGUACUUUUGUGCCUUAGGUUUUAGUGACAGCAAGGUGAGUGGAAGUCCAGAAACUUCCCAGUCAGAUUGACUGCCUUUACAUCCCUGUGCCUCCCUGUGGUCAUCAGAGAGAGAACUUUCUCUACCUGCAUCCACAGCUUGUCCAUGCUUCUACUUCAUUGAGACUGUUGUGAGAAUCAAAUGAAUGAAUAUGCACAGAGGCUAGUGCCUGACACUUGGCAAGCAUUGGGUGCAUGUUAGUUGUUUUACAGUGCUUUCUAAAUAAAUGAAUUAAAUCACAAGUAAAAUGCACUGUGGUAUGAGCUGGCGAGAAGGACCACUGGUUCCGUCACAUGAUUCAUCACAACCUCAGGACAUAAAGUGGCAGCUAUAGUUUAUGGAAGACGUUAGCAGAGUUAUCUGUUCCCCCUUCUGCAGCCUUUUCCUUCAACUACUAGAGUAGUCAACGGCCUGAGACUUUCUACAGGUCUUUUCCCAUAUACUUAACUAUUUGUUUGUCAUUGUCUGUCUUUUUAUUGCUUUCACUCAUUAGUGAUAGCCAUGAAUGAGCUUAUGUGUAUAAAACCAGCACUCCCUCACAGUCCUUGAUCACGGAUGUCUUAAAGUUGGGUUAAAACAUAAAUAAAAAGAAUUCUGACUACACUUCCCCGUUCUCACAAGAAUGAAGAGAAAUGGACUUUCAACAAUGAACAUUCUUGCCUUUUUCUUUGGCAGCAAUUUGAGAUAACUUGUGUGUCCUUACUAUAUAAUUCCAGAGAUAUCAUGAGUAGAUUUUUCUUUGUAAUGAUAUUAGAAAAAAAUACAUGCUGUAGAAAAAAAUUUAAAGAACAGGACCCUUAACUACAAGAUAAACAAAACCAAAUAUCUUUAAUGCCUGAAGCCUGAAUGGGUUGAACAGUCUCCAAGGAUAGAGCGAAGGUACCACAAAGACCUCUCACCUCUCCUCUCCUUCCCCACCUGGCUGGCUUUCAACUCAAAGAUACCAGCUGACUUAUGCCUCCAGAGUGCUGAGACAGAAGGCAUGAGAUACCACCUAGCCCUCUCCUUUUCUUAAUCUACAAACCAGGAGGGCAGCAGUGGGGUAAAAAUAGUGUUUCGAGCCUUGUUCUGAAGUCCACCUCUUUGGAAGAAAUUGGUCAGGGUUUUAUUCCUGGUUCUUGUGGAGUGAUUUUAGCUACUUGUGCUGAGCCCUGUGGAAAUUUGAGUCUCUGCAGAACUCCCAGGCUCUAUUCUGUUGGGCAGGGGAGACAGUUUCUUGAGAAUUCAUAGAGUUUGUCUGGUGUCUUAACUAACUAGGAUUAGGCUUUACUCUCAGACUCCUCUCAAUUUAUUUUUCUCUGUACAACAUCAUAUUUGCGUUUAUUCUAAAAAUGUCUCAUUAUUAUUUAAAGAUCAUGCAUUGCCCUCCCUUCCCCUUGUCAAUGAAUGUCUCAGUGAAGAUUCCCAGGGCACUUUGAAUCAGAGCCUUAAGCCAAUUUUCACAGUGUCUCUGGUCUCUGAGCUCCUGGGAGAACAUUAUUCUCUGUUGCGACUCUAGCCAACUUUUCCUAUAAGAUUCCAGCAGGGGCGCCCUGAGCAGGGGUGGGGUGGGGGAGUGACCACGACCCAAACCCUGAGCUGCGUGCUAGGACCCUUAUUGAGCUGCCUCUUAGCGUCAUGAUCAGCGCUCCUGCCUGCCUUCCGCGUCUGCAUCCACUGCCCCGACCUUGCCCUUGCGUUGGGUAGAGCGCUUUCACUCUGAGCUUCAAGUCUCUGGACACUUCUUCUGCAUACACCAAACUGAACCAGUACCUCCUGGAAGUCGUUUGGCUAAACCUAGCUCCCAGUUUUGCAGACGCCUCCACCCUACUACCCCACUCUUCACAUCCAGAGGGAAAACACAAGGCCUGCGACUCCAGCAAUUGCUCCGGGCACCAGGGACACAAAUCCCUGGGGGCUUCCCAGAUUCUUACUCAUUCAUAUUCAUUCUCAUUCUCUCACAGUCUCUUUCUCUCUCCUCAGACUCCUAACAAGCCAAGGCGAUCCUCCCCAGUGGCGUUCUCUUACACACACACACACACACACACACACACACACACACAGAGAGAGAGAGAGAGAGAGAGAGAGAGAGAGAGAGAGAGAGAGAGAGAGAGAGAGAGAGAGAGAGAGAGAGAGAGAGAGAGAGAGUCGCAAGCACACAAGCUCACACGCCUACUCAGACAGCCCACCGCACUUUCCAGACGCCCACCUCCAGCACACUCCCCUCCCCUAAAAGGCAUUCACCCACUCACCAGCUGUAGCCUCUUCGGUCCCCCGCCCUCCCGCCCGGCUCCCCCUCCCCAAGAAGCAGAUCCGCGCGCGCUAGGAGGCAGGGACCCCCGGCAGUCGAGCAGCUCGGAGCGCCGCACUGACCUCCGCCUGCCCUGCGUGCAGAUUAACAAAGGCGGCGGCGAGCCCUAGCCCGACUGCUGCAAGCCGAAAGCUAGCCGCGGGGCCCAGAGCCUGCGCCCAGUCAGGAAGCGCAACGCGGGCUGCUCUGGAGUCACAGACAACGUUGACUGAGCUCGCAGACCUCUCUGGAGCCGCGCUGCUGGGACGCCGGCCACACCAUGGGCUGCUGCACCGGGCGCUGCUCGCUCAUCUGUCUCUGCGCGCUGCAGCUGCUUUCAGCCCUGGAGAGGCAAAUCUUUGACUUCCUUGGCUUCCAGUGGGCACCCAUUCUUGGAAAUUUCCUGCACAUAAUAGUUGUCAUACUGGGUUUAUUUGGAACCAUUCAGUAUAGGCCACGUUACAUCAUGGUGUAUACAGUGUGGACUGCCCUCUGGGUCACCUGGAAUGUGUUCAUCAUCUGCUUUUAUUUGGAAGUAGGUGGCCUCUCUAAGGACACAGAUCUGAUGACAUUCAACAUCUCUGUACAUCGGUCAUGGUGGAGGGAACAUGGACCUGGCUGUGUCCGGAGAGUGCUGCCGCCAUCAGCCCAUGGCAUGAUGGAUGACUACACAUAUGUCUCAGUCACAGGCUGUGUCGUCGAUUUCCAGUACCUAGAGGUCAUUCACAGUGCUGUACAAAUCCUGCUAUCUCUGCUUGGUUUUGUGUACGCCUGUUACGUGAUCAGCAUUUCCAUGGAAGAAGAAGACACCUUUGAUUUCAUAGGUGGACUAGACGCGCACUCCCACUGCCAGGAUCAUGUUGAGUUAAAGCCUGUUAAACCUGUCGAAAUAAGUAAUGACAUUGACUCUGAAAUGCGGCUCCUGGACUUGAGUUAGGGAACAAAGAACCACUGGCCUCUGGCACUGGGGAUCCUACAGCGGCACCUUCCUCCCAGAGGGCAGGACUGCAACCCCUGCGGGCCGGCGAACAGGGAGGGAGCUGCAAGGUCUUUGGUCUCAGCCUGUGUAACAUUAGCCUUGUUUGCUAGAUGCGUUCUGGGUGUUUGGGUGGGUAUUUUUUUAGUCAUCUUCUUCUUAUAUGAGCACUUGUAAAUUGUAAAAAAAAAAAAAAAGAAAGAAAAAAUGGUUUUUAAUUUUUUUUUUUUUUACAAUAUUUAACUUGAGGCAUGCAAAAUGAAAAAAAGAACCUGUGAAAUUUUUCUCAAAGUCAUUUCUAAGGAGACUGUCUGUGUUGCUGAGGUGAGUGUGACAUCCAGGCUGCUGAACCCUGCUGGGCUAAUCUGUUUGUAUAAACAGACAUUGCCUGUGGGCAUCAGACACAAGGGUAGACCUGUGGCAGCUUGCACAAAAAACGGGAUCCAACUUUCAAACUAAGCCUGGAUCACCGUUUAAACAGCACCAGACACAGACAAAAUGUGGAGUCCCUUGUUCUCAGUUUCUGAAGACCCCACAGCCAUAUUAUGGCGAUCUAAAUUCCAGAUUCACGCAUAUCUUGUUCUUGCAAUAUUCUGAUAUUAUAUGUGUUGUGAAUACAAAAGAUGAGAAAUGAUUCGUGGAGGCCCUUCCCUUGUGGAGGGAGCUGGGCUGUCUCUGAGGCUCAUAUUUCCUGUUCUCUGUUUCACUCCCAACACUGAUGUCAGACCUAAACAUACGGCUCAAGGGCUGCAGGAUAGAAAUCACAACCAUAAAUCUCUAGCCAGAAACUUUUAGGAUAUUCAAAGGGAACAUUCAAAUCCUAUGGAAUUCUCUAUAGAAACCUGUAAAGAAAAUAUUUAUGUCUGAGGUACAUCAAUUUUUCAUUUUCCCAUUCAUCCCAAGAACCAAGAAAAUUAUGUUGGAAACCUAAUUUUCCAAGGAAAAAGGAAGGUCUAUCUUGAAAAACAAUAAAACAAUUGUAGGGCUUUUUAAACUUAAAUAAAAUGUACGCAUGGUGAAAUGCAUAGAUUUUAAGGAUACAAUGUAACUAAUUUUGAGAAAUGGACAAACCGAAUUACCAAUGUUUCAAUCAAAAUUCAGAACAUGUCAGACGGUUCAGAAAACGUCCUUAGGGCCCCCUUUUCCACCAGUCGCCAUGAUGCCAUCAACCCCCAUUAUAAAUGUACCACAUUAUAAACUGCAGUGUGCCUGAGUUAGUCUGCUGGUUUAAAUGUUACUCUCAUCUGGGUUUCACCAAAUAUCUGGACAUUAUGACAUGGCCAAAUGGAUACCUAAAACCUGAGUUAACCGGUUCUCAGUGCUGAAGUUUCACUGCAUUGCUGAUUAACUGUCUGCUCACGAUGUAAGGCAGGUGCUUGUCUCAUGUUUUUCUGUCUCUCCAUUAUUCCCGUGUGAAAACCCAUUUGACUCCUUUUGUAUACGCAUGAAAAUUAGUUUUCUCUCUGUCAAGGUUCUGUCUGUUCACUGUUUGCUCCAGAGAUGGUCCAAUGUGACUCACAUAUCUCUAAGACACCCAUAAAACACUGGAAUUGUUGUAAGUUUUUGUAUGUUUGUGGAAGUCUCUCUGAUCCCCCUUCUUCCUUGUAUGUACAUAAAUUUCAUGAGUCUGCUAAUGAUCAGAAUUGCAAUCGCCUCUGCCCUAAUGCCUCUAAGUUCACGUCCACUAGGUUGUGUCCUUCCAGUCAGCUGACAUUGACAUUCACCGAGUUCUAUCCUACAGAAUAUAUCUUGAUUCUACAUGUAAAGGAGCUCUUGGAACCUGAAAGAUGGUGCCAUCAAACUGCAAGUCUGCAACUGGGGGAGCAGGAGCCCAGGACAGGGAGUGGAAGAAUGACACAAGGCCCAAGUCUUCUCUCGGAACCACCUUGGCACCAAGCCUGGUUAGUCAUGGCCCAAAGAAGGCUGUGCCUUCUUCUGAGUGAAUGAUUUGCCUUUCUUUGGAGACUCCUGCUAUGUUAUAUGGCAACACGAGAGGCUGGGAUAUCUCUGUCUUAUUUAUUGUAGCUUCCAAACAUGUCCCAAAGCCAGCAAAAUUGAGCCAGGAGACAGAUGAAAGGAUCAGAGGCUUCUCAGGCAUAAAUGUCCUGGGCAUAGAGCAGUCCACCUCAGAGAAAAACUGAGAGAAAGUGCUCCCCCACCCCCCGGGAUCUUAGCCUCCCUUCCACCUGCCAUCUGAAGGGAGAGGAUGUGUCUCCAAAGCAAAAUACACUUGUCUCCACACUUCUCCAAAACUUGAACGCAGUUGGUUCACUUGUUUAGAAGACAACUUGGUACCUUGUUCUAGCGAAAUACUAGCUCAUUUCCUUAUUCCUUCUGAAAAAAAAAAAAAAAAAAAAAAAAAACGAGUCUUGCUGUCCCUACAGACCUAAGUAAGAGAGGAAGCUAUCUUUGAGUAGCUGAACCUGACAAGAUAUGGCAAGGCACUGAGUACCUGCUUCAUCCAACGAACGGCACACUCCUGAUAGGAGAAAUUUGUCUCUGUUGCAAUCAAAUAAAAUGUACGUUGUGAAGACAAGAAAAACCAUACUGCUAAAUCGAGUAACAAAUAAAAACCAAAAUUGCACUUUUAAUCUCUAAAAAUUAGAAUCUUGCCAAGAUUAAACAGACCUUAAUUUUAAAAAUGGCAUGCCCAAGAUGGUCUCACUAUGCAAAACAUCCUGGGUGAGAAGUUUUUAAAACAAGUAAUUACAAUUGUGAGUCACUUUCAUAAAGAACUUGGAAGAACUUUACAGUUGAUUAGAAUUAGGGUGUUCUGACUUGACAUCUUAGACCAAAAUAGUGUCUGCUUUCUUUCCAGGGGUGGCUGAAUAAAGUAGGAAAGAAAUACAAAUAACUGAUGUGUUAUGGGGUGGCCACCGGCAUAUAAAUACCUGUCUUGGUAUUUAUACGCUAAUGAACUAUCUCCAACAUGGCAUUAAUAUGAUAGUGAACGCCCUAAGCUGUGAGCAAAGCUACUUACUGCCCAAUGAUAUGAUACCAAACUUGGUUCUUUGGAGGUGGCCAUUAGGUGGCGCUGCUGUCCUCCAGAGACCUGGCUUCUCUUGCCUCAGUGUUUAUAUCCACCAGCAAGAGGACUCUAGCUUCUGGUGUGGCCCUGACUUCAGUGACUGUUAAACUUCUGGCACCAUUGUUGAGCUCACACAUGCCCACCUGUCGUAAAGAUGCAGAGACCUUAAAUUUCUGAACUUAAAAACAUAUUCCCUCAAUAUACACAUGCCCUGUAAUAUUUUGGAGUUAUGGAGUCUUUUAAAGUGUCUGAAAGUCAAGUUUAAAUAUUUGUUACAAAUAAGACUGAAAAUUAAGACCAAAAGUAAAACAAAUGGCAAGACAUUACUCCUUCUGUGACUAAACAGUGUGCCACUCAGAAAGGGGGUGGUUAAAUUUUAAACAUUAAAAAAAAGUUUAAAAAUGGAAAAAAAUCUCAAAAGUGGAAAACUAGAAAAAAAUGCCCAUUUUUUGUGAGUAGCAUCUCUUUUCUGCCUGAAAAAAAAAAGUUUAGAGAAACUGCCACUUCUUCAAGGCUUUGGAUAAGUCUCCUUAAAAACUGGGAUUUGGGGGAGAAAUGGUACCCACAGAGAAUUAAUCAUUUUCUUUGAACUUGCUUUCAUAUAAAGGGCAUGAAUCCUAUUAAAUGCUAAAUAUUUAAAAAAUGAAAUAUUCAAAGAAUCCAAACUAUGCUUGGCUUGAACUUGAGAGAUAAGUUAAAAGAAUAAAAGAAGAAAUGUAGGGAAAAGAACAAAAAAGGAAGAGCAGAAAGAGAAUUAGGAUGAAAGAAUCAAAAUAGAAAGAUACCUCCCCAGGAUUUGGACAGGGCCGGUCCUUACCUCCCUUUUGCUUGGUUGGUCAAAUGGUUUUGUUUGUUUUAACUGAGUGAAAACACUGGAUUGUUUUCCACCAAGAGCACACUUUCCCCUUCCUCUUCAGAGUUGAAAAGAACUAGUCUAAAGAAAUUGAUAACUUGGGUGGGUUUCCCCAUAGAAUUGGCUUUUAUAGAGAACCAUGUUGAACUGUAAAUGACCAUUACCAUCACCAACACUAACAACAAAAAGACAGUGGCUUAACUAAUACAGCCACCUAUUCCUCCCCUUAUUCUCAAACUCGGGAGAGACCAGCACGUGCGCUUCCUAGAGAUCUUGACCUCUCCUUGUUUCAUGCUGUGUGGCUGCCAUUCUCAGAUCAUAACAACAUUCAAAAUGGUUGCAGAAGCUUACGUCUUUUCUAAGUCUAGCCAAGGAGUGGGGAAAGUCACAAAGAAUGGUGGGGUUUUUUUGUUUGUUUGUUUGUUUGUUUGUUUGUUUGUUUUUUGCUUAAGGACAAGUCUCAGAAGCUAACUGUAUAGAAUUCCUACUUACAUCAUUUGUCAAAGUUUGAUCUACCCAAGACUUUGCAGCAGAGAAAGCUGGGCACUAGAGCCUAUAUUCUAGGUGACAUUGUACCCAACUAAAACUAAGAGCAGUAAACACAUAUAGAAGAAUAUUGAGCAGUCCCUUCCAUUCACUUCAAGAACACAAUCUUGUUGAAAUGGAAGUCUUGAUUCCUUAAUUGUUAUAGAUUAUAAAAAAAGAGGCAUAUACUUUCCAGUAUUAUGAAAGAUGUCAUCAUCAGCUCCAUGGAAUAAAAGUUUCUACUUCUUACUUUUUUAUCUGGUCUGUUUGGUCAGAAAGAAAACCCAAUGUUAAAUCUGAGAAUCACCAGGAGAAAAGACCAAAUCCAUGAUUGCCCCAUUAAAGCCAGCUAUAUUUUGGGGUGCACUCAGGACUGACCAGUUGGCUGUCUCCCCCUAAGUCAGGAUUUGGGAGAGCAGCCCCUGCUGGCCUCUUGAGGUCCUUUUUAUAGGAGAGAUAAGGUGUUCACAGGGGCGAGAGAGUGAACUGUUACACAUUGUGAGAAAAAUACAAUAAAAGGGAAGGAACGAGGGGAAGGAAUGGGAAUAGGGUCGUGAGUUUAAUGUGGGUUGAAAAACGUGUUGGGCAGUUCACAUCAGAUCUAAGAAACAGGAACUUAUUCUUAAUUACAAAUAGAAACCUUAACUUGCAAGGAGUUAACAUAGGAACUUACUCUUUAACUGCAAACAGAAACCUUAACCUGAAAGGUCUAUUGUUCCUGUUUCGAUCUCACAAUGUAUAAUACUAGAUCGUCCUGUUUUCUUAAUUCUGCAGAAUGUAUUUUGACUUUCCUGUUCUUGCAAAUGACUCUAAUUUGAAGAGCCAUUCCAACACAGGGCUCAGUCUACACAGAACAGCAUCAACAGGUUAGACCUUCCACUGAAAAACAGUCCCCUCUGUACCACAAACUCUUCGGAACUGAUCAAUAACGUCCUUAUUUUAUUCUAUUUAAUUCAACAGUAUAUAGUGCUUAGGAAAGUGGGUCAGGACAGGUAAUUGAGAAUAUAUGAUCGCUGGUAUGCUGAUGAUUCCUCACUGCUAAAGUUGAGCUCAGCCAAGCCUGGUGGCACAGGCCUCUAACCUCUACUUCAUGGGAGGCUGAGACUGAAUGAACACACACUCAAGAACAGCCUCGACAGCCUAGUGGAAGUCUGUCACAACAGUUAAAAGAGGGAGAGGAAGAAAAGAAAGAGGAAGAGGAGCAGGGAGACAGAGGAAGAGGACCAAAAGAAGGAAAAAGAGAAAGUAGUCAUUGUUGUAGACGUUUAAGGUUUAAAAGGAGGGCUGCAAUGUUAUUUCAGUGGUGGAGCACAUGACAGUCAUUGAAUCCAAGACCCUAGAUUCAAUUACCAGCACCAUAAGAAUUAAAGUGGAAAAAAAUAAAUAAAAAAUACAACUUUUCAAAGUUAACCUGCCUUUCUCUUCACUUUUUUUUCUUGAAAAAAAUACAUUGUUCUUAAGAAACUUACAAUUGAGAAAAAUUAAAAACUUUUUUAAUCUUUAGACUUUAUUGUAUCUUCUUCCUGGACUAGUUCCAAGUACUGCUUUUUCCACAGUACUCUAGGAAGUGAUUUUAGUCACUGAAAAGUGCCAGCAUAUUCUCUCUGAGCAUAAAAUGGCUCCAAAUGCAGCUGACAUGACAGAUAAUUUAAAGAUGAUUAGGUGAACUGGGCAUGAGUAUCAGAUGUCUGGAGUCCAGCACUCAGAAGCCUGAGGCAGGAGGAUUGCUAGAGCCCAGAAGUUGAGGACCAGCAAGAUGCUAUUGUUUUUUUAAUGUAAGCAAAAGGGGCUGGGGAUAUGGAUCAAUGGUUAAGUGUGUUCUGCUUGUCUGCUGCUCUUGCACAGGACCCAAGUUCCUAGCAUCCACAUUGGGCGGCUCACAACUGCCUAUAAUUCCAGCUCCAGAGGAUCCGAUUCCCUCCUUUGGCCUUUGCAGGCACUUGCACUCAGGUACACACCCCCACGAGAGCAUGCUCUUUCUCUGCAAGCUAAACUCAUAGCACUGAAAAGACCUGUGGUAUCUCCUUGAGCCUGGUUGAGGAGGAGGCUGCUGAGGCUGCUCCCAGCAUCCUCAGCCUGUUUCCUCUGCAUUCAUUCCACAGCUUCCUUCUGUGGAGUCUCUAGUGACCACAGAACAGUAUCAACAGGUUAGACCUUCCACUGAAAAACAUGGAAUAAAAAUUUCUACUUCUUACUUUUUUAUCUGGUCUGUUUGGUCAGAAAGAAAACCCAAUGUUAAAUCUGAGAAUCACCAGGAGAAAAGACCAAAUCCAUGAUUUGGUCUUUAGUGACCAGGCUUUUCCGGUGAGGUGUUCUGUGCUGACAUUUGAUACAUGUCUGCAUAACCCCCAUCAUUCAAGUUGUAGGCCCCCUGCUGUGGCCUGCUCUGUGUCACCUGUCUCUGCUGCUCUCAUAGCAGAGUUAUUGGCCAGAGGACAUUUGUGUUCUCUUGAGUUGGUUUUGGUUUUGGUUUUUUGUUUCGUUUUUUUGUUUGUUUGGUUUUUGUUUUUUGUGUUUUUGUUUUUUUUUCCUGACUUCACUUUUGUCUUCUCAGGGAAAAUCAGAGAUCUUAGACCACCAGUCACUGUUUUUUACUUUCCACAAUACAGACCAGCUUGGACUUGCUGUACCUGCUUCCUUCACUUGUAGCUUAAGCACAAUUUUGUGUGCUCUGAACAACCUGCACACUAUGUUUUACCAGCCAGCGUGCAGAUAGCUUGCUUUGAACUGUUGCAUGACAGGUCCUGAGGGAGUUAGUGUGCUAAUAGAUUGCUUAAAAUCAGUUUUUGGCCUUCUUUACAUUUCCAUCCCUCAUAAGCCUCCUUAACCAAAGAGGAACACUUUUAUUUCUGGCAUCUUAUAAUCUGUCUAAAUGAAAAAGCAAACUCACUAACUGCAGGUUUACAAUGGUUUAUGAAGACCACCUUCACUCACAUAUGAAUGUCAGAGCCCAAUGAACAUAAUCAUUACUACUGAACUCAGAUGUUGAUAAUAGAAACAGAUAUUGCUGCAAAUAUUAACCAGCUUUCCAGUUUCCUCAUCAAUACCUGCAUUGUAGCCUACAGGCUUUUCUUUGCAUUGCCUAGGGUUUUUAUUAUUAUAAACUGUCAGUAUUCAAUCCAUUUAUCCAUCCAACAUGUAUAGGCAUUUAUUUGGGUUCUCAUGUAGCUUUUCAUCUUUAUCAUUAAAGAUUGCACCAUUCUCUGGGCUUGGUGCUUUAGGCAAAGUAGAAUGUAUGAAGUAGUAAGGUAAAUAUCUUUGUUUGUUUGAGGCAGGGUCUUAUGAAUGACAUGGAACUCACAGAGACCCACCCACCUGCCUCUGCCUGCCUCCCGAGUGCUGGGAUUAAAGGCAGGUGCCACCAUGCUCAGCCUGCAAGUUAACUGUCUUUAAGACUAGAACUCAGCACAAGUCUUGUGGCUUACUUAACUUGUUUCUAGAGGACAAGCAGAACUCGUUAGUUCACUUUAUUGCUUUUAAGCCACUUGCUGCAUGUAAUGGAUUUGAAACAUCAGGUGACGACUGUUAGACUUUUUAAUGUCACAAAGAAAGGUAUUGAUGACGGACAUCAAACUACCUGAACCAGACCCAGAGAUCAAAGUCCCUCCGCUGGCUGUAAAAUGCCCUGUGUGAUCAGAGGCCCUCAGGGGCUGCUUUGGCUAGAUCCUUGUUAAAGUAGGAGGCUUGGGCAGUGGUUUCAGCAGGUUCUAGUCCUGUUUCCUUUUUUUUCAUUUGUUUCAGGGCCCGUAGCCAUCUACCUUCCUUGAUUUCCUUCUGUAAAAACCUUGCAUUUCCAUAUCCUUAACUAAGGAGCUGCAUAAUAAUUACAAAACAUUUAAGAAAAUGGAGUUUUCAUUAAAAGUUCGGCUGCAGAUCUGGGCUGCCAUGUGACAGAUGCUGGUACAAGCCCAGAGUAUUAUUAGCAUCAGUAAUAAUUGUAAUAAGAACAUGCCUAGUUUUCUUUGAAAGAUGUAGACGUUACUUUUUUUUCCAUUUCACAUAACUCAAGGGAAAUGUGGGUGUGAACACUUCAAAACACUUUCAGAUCCUCAAGGGAAACUCUGAAGUGAAGAGAAUUAGAAUUAAUGCCUACAUCAGUUCCUGCAGAAAAAUGCCUGACACAGAAUAACGAAGCAGCUUCUCAUGCUCUCCCAGAAACUUGUAGGUGAGAGUUCCCACUGAGAACUCCGGGGCUGGAAACAAUGAGAAUUUCUGACUUUGUAGAUUUGUCUGAGAGUUCUUACAUGUGACGGACAAGAGCCUCGCUGCCUAGCAACCUCCUGCAUAGCAGAGCCAAGGAGCAAAAGACAGACAAAAAUGUCCCUGCCACUCCCAGUAGGUUUUUGCAUAUUCCACAUUCUCAAACUCUUGAGUUCUCUUCAUAGGGAAGCUCAUCCAACAAUAGGAUGUAUUACUCUUAAUUCAAUCCCAACUCAGAUUCAUCUUAAUCAAAUAAUUGUCAAACGCACAACAGGUUAGGAACAGAAAACAUAAAAAGUAGCCAUUGCAUAAAAUAUGCAAAAAUACUGACAACCAUUUCAAACACUGCCUGUGGAAGAACACAGGGAGAAAAGUAAUGUAAGAACGUGAGUCACUGGUGUAUGGACACAUUGGAAGUAAAAAUCGCUGGAACAGAAGUCUACAGACAAAGAGUGCAUAGCUUCACACAACAGUGCUUCAUUCCCAUUAUGACAAAUCCAGAUGUUAGUUAAAAAUCAUGUCUCUGUGAACUAAGAAUGGGGACUUCCUUCUCAAGCUACUUCUCUUUUGCCUGUCUUACAAUCAGUAUCAUUAUUGCUUUCAUCUGAAUAAGAUGCACUCCUUUGGUCUGCUGACCAUGCAGACCUUUAUUGUCUCCACUUCCUGGGUGUUGUAUUGCUGUUUGCAACAUGCUACGCCCAGAGCAUGUGGUGGACCCAGGGUUAUAAGCAUCUUCUGAUAUAGAUAGAUUAAUGAAAAUUUUAUUUGGUCAGACUCCUUUCCAAAAAAUUACUAAGAGAAAGACACUUAGGUAAAGAACAUAGAAUAAUUAAUACCCCAGACAUCUCCCAUGCAUGCCCCACAUAAGAGCCAUAGCAUGGUGAGAAAAUAUCUGGGGUGGAGGGAAAUUUAAUUUUCAAGAUUUAAGCUCCUAACACUAGUUCCUGAGGGUCAUCCCCUGUGAUAAAUACUCCUUUACCUGCUUGUUACCAAAUUGUCUCUUUUGGUGCAAUAGCCAGCUUUCUGAGGCACAGACUUCUCAAAGUCCUGGGAUAUUUCAUGGAAAAGGUAAGGGUUCCCCAAAGCAUGCCGCAUUCAUCCGGCAUACUCUCACCUUGCAGUUCAAGAGUUCUGGCUUACAGUCACUAAAACAACCUUGCUCCCUGUCCCAUUUUUUAGUCUAUCAGUAAUUGGUAAAAGAAAGCCCAUUGGCAGCUGUUCACUGAGGCGUACAUCUCAUUCCUGGAUUAGUCAGAGGUGCCCUUCGGUGUAUGAAGCUGAUGCCCCAGGAACUGCUACUGAUGGGGGAAUUCUAUUGUGGGUUACUGCCACACUCAGCCCGUUUGUCAAUCCAACAGCAUACACUGAGGGACACAAGAUUCCAUGAACUCCUCCAAGCCACGUCCUGUAAGCUGUGGCAACAAGCUGUGGCUCCUGCCAUUUCUUCAAAGCAUUCCUGCAGAGCACCUCCCAGGUGUGAGGCACUGUUCAGGUGUGAGAGAAACAACACAGGAUAACAGCAGGGUCUGAGCACGGGGAGCACACAGUCUAAGCGCAAGGAGACAUAUUAAUCUACAAAAGGCUCAAGCAAAUAGCAUUCCAGAAUACCUGGGCCCCGACAGAAGGUAUGAGGACCCCCUUCCCACAGAGGCCGAGCUCUGAUGAGCAAAGAUGAUAGUCAGCCCAAAUGCAGCCUUCCUUUGCUGCCUUGGGAUUCUCUCAACAAACACUUCAUAAGAAUCUGCUUGUGAAAGAAGCCCCCCAGCCCAAGGGGAAGCAAUGAAAACUAAUCAAAUGUCCAAUUUUUCCUCGAGAAGUUUAUCAUCGAAAUCCUCAUGGCUUUGGGCAGACUUCUUCCUUCCCAGAGCUCAGCCUCUGAGACACCACCUAGCGCUCACUCUGUGAUGCUCAAGACCCUGAGGUCAGAGCCACCUGCUCCUCUGAGCAUGUGUGUGCCACAUUUGAAAAUAGGUGCCCUGUCCCUCGGGACUCUAGGAACAGAUCUGAGAACCAGAGUCACCCACAUCACAUAAGCCAAGGCAGCCCACCACACUCCUGAGUUGUGGUUAAAGUAGGCCAUUCUGCAGUCCCUGACAGUUCAGACAAAUAUACUUACCUCAACCACACACAGAUACCCUCUAGUUACCUCUGGGAUGAUCUUCCCAUGCUGCCACAGGACCUGGUGUGAUUGGGUAUGAAAGAAACCCAGCAAAGACAACUGCGUGUAAGAGAUCUGUCUGAGUUCAAAAGCAGAGCUCAGAGAGGGUCCUCAGGGAACCCUGGUAUACUUGGGGGUUCACACAAGCUGUUCCUUUGCUGUUAUUUCUGACAAACUGGGUACUAUUAGUACUGUUGAUGAAUGCAGAGAGUACUUACUGUUGAAGAAGCAGGAAUGACUUUAAACCUUCUUUCGUCACUGUGACCGACAAUGAGAUUGUUCUCGCCUUUGUUGAACCAACUCUGCCAUCUUAUGGAAAGAAACGGAAGCACCCAGAGCGGUUCACUAUGUCUGCUGGAAAAAUGGCAGGUCACAGCACCUCUGUCUACUUCUAGUUGCUUUUAAACCAUCAACACUUUUACCAGCAGAAAUAUUUUUUUAAAUCAGUCUUUAAUAGUUCUCAGAUCACUUGCUGACCAAGAUGUCAUUCAAACUUGGCACUGGAACUCUAUGUAAAACUCAAGUGAUAUUUUGUAUUAGUAUGAGUUUCUACUGUCAUGUAACACUGUGAAGUGACUUCACUGUAUAUCAGUGUCUUUUCUAUCAUAUCUUGAGCUACCAAAUGAAUUAAAUGAAAAUAACUGAACUCUAUCAAGAACUGUCCUGUAUACUAUUGGUAGCCUGUGGGGAAAUGAGUCUUUUUUCUUAUAUAUACUGGUAGUAUGUCUUGUUUUCAUAAUUACUUUUUACAUUUUUGUGCAUAUACCUGUAUAUUAUAUUCAGUCAUCAGAACCUAUCAUUUAAUAGAAAAUACAUACAUUUUUAUGUCUCUCUGAACACAUUGAUUCUGAAUAAGUUUACAAGUUAGAUGUAAUAAGCUUUUAUUUUCAACCAUGAAUAAAGAUGUACAUUGAAAUAGA
This is a messenger RNA of Peromyscus californicus insignis, 14989 nucleotides long. RefSeq names its product sodium/potassium transporting ATPase interacting 3 (gene Nkain3). The record is from RefSeq and is a predicted model, not a curated record. Lineage: Eukaryota; Metazoa; Chordata; Mammalia; Rodentia; Cricetidae. Gene Ontology annotation, biological process: regulation of sodium ion transport. Bases 2610 to 3266 code for a protein of 218 amino acids. The transcript is spliced from 7 exons.